Molecule: messenger RNA, 1208 nt
Organism: Drosophila montana
Lineage: Eukaryota; Metazoa; Arthropoda; Insecta; Diptera; Drosophilidae
Product: chymotrypsin-like protease CTRL-1
Exons: 5
Biological process (GO): proteolysis
Molecular function (GO): serine-type endopeptidase activity
Source: RefSeq, a predicted model, not a curated record
AGAAAUUAAUUAUUCCAUCGUCCUAUGCAAAAGCAUCCAAUGGGAAUUCGAGUGCUUCCCACUCGGUGGCCGCUCGCUCCUACGCUGGUGGCCAGGGCACGAAUACGGAGUGCUCCUUUGGCACCGAGUGCACGCCGCUGCACGACUGCACGGCAAUGAUCUAUGAGGUGGCGAAGAACUGUUAUUACGGCGACAAGUCGCUUUUUUGCGGCGGUGGCGAGGAGAUGCCCUACGUGUGCUGCCCGAGCAGUCCACUGGAGAAGAAUCAGGUGUGCGGCAAGUCGCUUGUGCAGGGACAUUUCUACAAGGGACUCGGCUCGUAUCCCUUUGUGGCUCGCGUGGGCUUUAAGCACAUAAGCACGGGCGCCUUUGCCUAUCCGUGUGCAGGAUCGAUCAUUGCCCGGCGUGUCAUCCUGACCGCCGCCCAUUGUGCGUUGGCCAAGGCCGAUGGCCACCGGCUCUCAUCGGUGCGCGUUGGCGAGUAUGACACCUCCAGUGAUCCGGACUGCGCCAGCACUGGCUUCUGCGCACCACGGUCUGUGAAUCAUGCGAUCAGCCAUGUGAUUGUGCAUCCAGACUAUAAGCAAGGCCAAUAUCAUCAUGACAUUGCGCUGCUGGUGCUCAAAACACCGCUCAAUUACUCGGUGGCCACCCAGCCGAUCUGUUUGCAGAAGACACGCGCCAAUUUGGUGGUGGGCAAGCGGGCGACCAUUGCCGGCUGGGGCAAGAUGUCCACGUCGAGCAUACGCCAGCCGGAGAUGUCGCAUCUGGACGUACCGCUGACCAGCUGGGAUCUGUGCCUGCGCAACUAUGGAUCAACGGGCGCACUCGAAUCGCCCAAUUCAAUUGAGGGCCAAUGGAUGUGCGCCGGCGGCGAGGGCAAGGAUGUCUGUCAAGGCUUUGGCGGUGCGCCAUUGUUCAUCCAAGAGAACGGCAUCUUCUCACAGAUCGGCAUCAUGUCCUUUGGCUCAGACAACUGCGGCGGACUUCGCAUACCCAGCGUAUACACGAGCUUGGUCUACUUCCAGGAGUGGAUACACGACAACACGCCACCGGAAUAAGCCAGCAUCCGUGUCCAUCAGACAUUUCCCUAACCUAAGCGUAAAACUUAAAUGUACAUCAAUAUAUGGUAUUUAUAUAUGUAUGUAGAAUUGGUAUAUGUUUUAUUUGGCAAAGUAACCUAAACUAUUAUUUUUCUGAUAUUCAAA